UGGACCAGCAUGCCGGCAGGGGUCAGCAGAGUCUGAACUGCAGAGCACAGCCUGUGGAGUACGUGACGCCCCAGUCCGAGAGGUUAUUUCGGGAAGACUCUCAUUAUCGCCUGGCGGGCUGUGUGGCGUCAGCAGACGCUCUGCAAGCGCAUGACUCAGGCUGGGGGGCUGCAGCGAGAGGCGACAAAGGCUCAGAACUCACUUUGUUCUCUCCGGAAGAGCCCAGCAUCUGCUCUAAACCCGUUUCAUCUGUUUCAGAGCGUGCUUAUUCCAGAGCAAACGUCCGGUCAGCCUGCCCGUUCCUGCCAGUGGCGGCUGGGCUGCGCUCAGGCGCUGCUCUGAGGGAACCAGGUCUGUGUGUCUCUCCAGGUACCAGAGCUUCAGGGAGCUGCCUGCACUCCUGGACUUGGGGAACAGGGGCGGGCUGGGAGACCCCAUCCUGGGGCGUGAAGCCUGCGCAGAGGUUUCUGGGAUAGCUGGAGGAGAGCAGGGGAGGACUGCAGCAGAGCAGAGAAGGGCACCCCAACAGAAGCCAGUGGACGCCAGGGACGGUCACUUAGGUCAGCCGCAAGGCCGCUCCCGCCGCCAAUCAGAGCUCUCCUCCCGGGAGCCCCUCCCCCAGGCUUCUAGGUUUCCACAGCAACAGGGGAUGCGCGGUGUGAGCGCGUUCCCGGCUGGGGGCGGGGCACAAUCCCGCGGCGGCAGCCUGACCAGCAUGGGAGAGAGCGGCCUGCCCGCCAAGGUCCCGCACGGGGACAGGACGGCGCCCCCUCAGGAGCGGAUCGUUUCCCCGGAGACGGACAGCGGCUUUGUGGGCUCCGAGAGCAGCCGGCUCACCCCUGCGGUGCACAGCCCCUACCACCAGAGGGCAGGAGUGAGAUACCCCUCCGGAGGGAGAGCCCAGAAGCCAUCCAGCUCUGCCAUGAAGUGUCCCGCCCCUCACCACCGCCCCCUAGUGGAGGACAGAAGGGUCCCUAGAGACACGGUGUCAGAGGUCAACAUGGGGAGGAACGCGUUGCCCCUGCCAAGCCCCUCCCCCACCAGCUCCCCGCAACACUGGGCCAGCAGCGUUACCAGCGAGUUCGAACCCGAGACCUACGCCACCCUCAGCGACUCCGAAAGGGAGGAAGACGGACCGGGACCGGGCUCCCCCAUUUCCUGCUCCCGACCAGCCAAUAGGCAGCAUCGCCAGCAGAAGAGCCCCUCCCCCCCGCUGCCCUAUCGCCAUGGAGACCAACCCAGAGCCCAGGCGUCUGGCCUGCUGCCCAGCAGACAUGAAGCAAUCCAGGCACUGCAGGUAGAGGUGUCCAGACUGAAACAGAGCCUGGAGGGCAGCCUGCACAGAACGGCACCCCCCAGCCCAGCCACAGCGCCCCCCACAGCCCGGGAGGACCAGCAGCCCCUGCCCCGGCACUCUUCCACGCCUGCCAUGAGAGCCCUGCAGCGUGAGGAAGGCCGACGGCGGGAGGAUGAGGAGCCGGAGAGGGAGCCCGUCAGCCCGGCCUGGAGGAGGCGAUCGGCGUCGGCCCCACGACUGCGCGCGGAGUGGCACACCGGCAGCGACUCGGACCGGGUCCACACUCUGCCCAGGCCCCGCUCCUCCAGGCCCGUCCCGCAGUCCCCUGCAGCGCCGGAGCGGGGCAGGCGGUCAGGAGCCGUGGCGUUUCGGGGACCGUACACAGGUAGAGCCCCGCAGGAGAGAUACUCAGUAUGCCAUCCAGGACAUCUGGCACUGGAGACGCACUGAUUCCUGUCACGG
Lepisosteus oculatus (spotted gar) is the source of this 1759-nucleotide messenger RNA. The record is from RefSeq and is a predicted model, not a curated record. Lineage: Eukaryota; Metazoa; Chordata; Actinopteri; Semionotiformes; Lepisosteidae.